UAUAGUGUAAUUUUGAGAAAUGGCCGAUUCCAGAGCAAGCUCUACAGAAAACUUACUGCUAGAAAACGAUGAAACAGCCGAAAAAAGUCUUCAAAACGCUGCUGAACAUAGCAGGAAAGAAUCACCAAAAACUAUAAUUUUGUUUUGUAUGUUUGGAUUUAUGGUGUGUUUUCUAGCUGGAGCUGUAUUAACUGCUGCCGAGGAUAUCCUAGAAAAGGAUUUAACAGAGCAAACAGGUGUCGUAUGGGUUGUUUACUCCAUUCCAUUUCUAGUAUUCACUGGCUUCGUGACCUGGAUUUUUGAUCGAGUAUCUACCAUCAUCAUCGUUGUAUCGUUCUUCCCUUUGAUGGUGUUUGGUAUAGCAUUUUUGGCACUCCCCAAUAUCACGUGGUUAAAGCUUGUUGGAGUCUUUCUGGUUGGAACGGUAGACUGCGUUUCUGAAGUUACAGCUGUAGCGUUAACAGCUUACUUUGACCGAGUCACUAUCAUGGCCUUUUGUAUUGGUAGUGGAGUGUCGUAUGUCAUUGGCCCGUUAUAUUAUACAGCAAUGACAAGCUGGUUUAAAAUCCAUCCCAAGGUCGUUCUCAUAACACUUGUGAUACAUCCCAUCGGAUUUCUGUCUGGAUUUGUUCUCCUUGAAAAGCGACGGGAUAAGUUCCGUUCCAACAGCUUCUUAACAACAGAUACCAAAACACUUGAAAAAACUGACUACUUAUCAUUCAAAUCCAAAUGUCGACAAAGUUGUCUUCUUCUACCAAAAAUCCUUCAAUUGUUUCUGAGCUUCGCAUUCAACGACCUUGCGGUCAGCGGUGUUACAACAAGCAUCGCGUUCAAAAACUCUCCUUUUUCUCCUGCAGAUCAUUACAAAUAUUACCUCAUGGCAUCUUUUGGUGGUCUGUGCCUUGGACGUGCGUACCUUGGUAUAGUGGAAUUAAUCAAACCUGGUUGGGCGGAUAAGAUUCUUAUUCGACGCACUUGGACAUUGGUUGCCUUGACAAUUUGUCACGUGAUAAUCUUGGUGCUGGCUUCCAUAUAUAGAUUUCUCCCGAAUGUGUGGGUCACAAUGAUUUUAGUGUUUUCUUUAGGGUUUUGGAGCGAAGCGGUGUUCACCAAUAUUAGUGUAAUAUUAGGUGAACAAGAAGACUAUCGAAUGAGGGAAUUGUCUUUGGGAAUGUCAGUCUAUGGUAUUGGCCUUGGUAAUCUAGGAGGAUCGGUCUUGUCGGGGUACAUCGAAAAACCACUUGUCAUGCACUGUUUUCAUACUCUUAAGCACAAUAGCCUGUGUUUUACGAGAAAACUAUAACGCAGGAUUUUGUAGACUUAUAAUAAGUAUAAGAAUAAUUUUAAGUCCAUCAUACAAUCCUCAUAUAUAAUAUGUGUCCCCUAGGUAAGAUACUUGUAAUCUAGCUAGAUGGUUAUUGACACCGUACGUUGAAAGUUUCUAUUCUAUAGACACCGCACGGCCUACAUUACUUUACAAUAGAGGAGUUUACGCUUGACGAUGAAUUAUGGGUAAUCAGGACAGACAAGAUUACAAAAGGGCGAUGGGGAAAGAGAUACGUUUUCAAAUGAUAUUUCGUUUCUGAGUUAAACAUCCCAAACCAAACUUGUUCUGUAGAUUGAUAAUCGACUAUUCAAUGUUUUGUAGCUUUUUUUGUGCAGAUCGGGUCAUUCUUGCUUGUGCACGAUUUUUUUUUUUUUUUUCAACGAUCAAAUUGAGCUAUUUUCAUCGAGUCUUAUCGCAAAUCUACUGCCUCCGUCCUUCUGAUAAUCAGUGUUUAUAUGUGGCUCAAUUGGCCACAAUAUAUGGAAUAGAGG
This is a messenger RNA of Exaiptasia diaphana, 1818 nucleotides long. RefSeq lists its product as uncharacterized. The transcript is spliced from 3 exons. Gene Ontology annotation, biological process: regulation of intracellular pH. Bases 20 to 1303 code for a protein of 427 amino acids. NCBI's taxonomy places the organism in Eukaryota, Metazoa, Cnidaria, Anthozoa, Actiniaria, Aiptasiidae. Gene Ontology annotation, cellular component: vacuole; membrane. The record is from RefSeq and is a predicted model, not a curated record.